GUCACCACUCAUCCCCCGGACUUCAGCCGUGGCUGGUAUUUACAGCUGCGAAGCUAAUCGGAUAGUUACCCCAGAUCAUCUACCUACUUCGAGGGAAGUCGUCCUCCUUCCGUCUUCUUGUUGAAAGAAGAUAAAGAAGACGAAGAAGAGGGUCGCUAUGGAUCGAUUUGUCAAUGUCUACAUUCUCACUUUCAACUGCGCCAGGAUUUUGAUCGAAACCGAUUUCGUCGCGGAACACUUCUUCCAUGCCCUUCCCCAGUCAGCAAGGGAUAGCAACGAUGGACGACCAAUAUACGACGCCCCCGAGAUCAUCGUUCUCUCACUCCAAGAGAUCGCGCCGAUGUCUUAUGCGUUUCUAGGCGGUUCUUUUCUCACCGCGUUCUUUGACGCUUUCCGUCGUGCGCUUGACCUUGCGGUGUCGAAACAAUGGGGGAGCGAGGUGGACUACGUCGAGGUCAUCAGGGAGAACUCUGGCAUGACGGCAAUGAUGGUCUUCGUCAGAUCAGACGUUUCCGAUAGGAUUUCUUGGACGGAGACGGCGCAAGUGGGAGUGGGCGUUCUCGAGAUGGGCAACAAAGGAGCGGUGGGAACGCGAUUGGGCUACAUGGUGGAAGAUGGUCACAAUGAGACGGUUGACUUGACGUUUGUUGCUGCACAUCUGGCGCCAAUGGAAGAAGAAUACGAACGCAGGAACGAGGACUGGAAGAGCAUUGUGGAGCGGUUAGUCUUUGGGAAGAAGAAAACCGUCAGGCGGAGGAACAGGGCAUCAGGAGAAGAUAGAGAGGAGAGGAUCGCAUUGUUGAGUGACGAGACAUCAGAUGAAAGCGCGAGCCAUUCUGGGAUCUUUGCGCCUGGGUCGCAUUUAUUUGUCGCCGGUGACUUGAAUUACCGCACGUGCGAUACGUCGCCGUCGAAAGACGACCAUAGGCGCUUUCCUCAACCUACCGCGGACGUGGAUAGUCCCCGACAUUUCUCUCAUCUGUUAAAGAAUGACCAGCUCACACGAGAGCUUCAGAGGCGUAAGACACUGCAUGGGCUAUCGGAGGAACUGAUCAGCUUCCCACCCACCUACAAGUAUUCAGCACUGGCAUGUCUAGAGGCGCGACUUGGUGAUACUCAAGAGUGGAAAUGGGCCAGACACCGCUGGCCCAGUUGGUGCGACCGGAUCUUAUAUCUAGACCUGCCACCGGGGACGAAGGAACGUGGGCAUGUCCAGCCCCACGUCUACAGCUCUCUUCCUCUGUUCCCAACCUCUGAUCACCGUGCCGUUGCCUUAUCUGUCUCGGUUUUAUUGGAACCUCUCCGAGGUUCUUCAGGCAUCGAUCAGUCUGGCGAUGUUAGGCCUCUGCCACCAUUCCAGCUCGACCCAAACUGGGAGAGCAGGCGUGCAGCUGCAAGGACCAAAGAACUCAUAGUGGGUUUCCUUGCGUAUCUGUCAACAACGUGGGAGGGCCUUGGCCUUCUUCUCGCGACCGGAAUUGGCGCCGCUGGCGGAUGGCUUGUGUUGAAAUCGAUUCUGGAAGACUAAGGAACUUUCCUCGUGGGCCAUGAAUUAUUAUCAUUGCUAUUAUGAAGUGCGCAUGUGAGCCGGAUGACCAGCGCACGGUGGCGGUAUCCGCCUAAUUACCACAUUAAGGCUCUGGCAGCCGUAG
This is a messenger RNA of Paecilomyces variotii, 1652 nucleotides long. Its product is annotated as inositol 5-phosphatase. Gene Ontology annotation, molecular function: phosphatidylinositol-4,5-bisphosphate 5-phosphatase activity. The record is from RefSeq and is a predicted model, not a curated record. Gene Ontology annotation, biological process: phosphatidylinositol dephosphorylation. NCBI's taxonomy places the organism in Eukaryota, Fungi, Ascomycota, Eurotiomycetes, Eurotiales, Thermoascaceae. Bases 158 to 1528 code for a protein of 456 amino acids. The transcript has a single exon.